Molecule: messenger RNA, 5294 nt
Organism: Epinephelus lanceolatus (giant grouper)
Lineage: Eukaryota; Metazoa; Chordata; Actinopteri; Perciformes; Serranidae
Product: alpha-2B adrenergic receptor
Biological process (GO): G protein-coupled receptor signaling pathway
Cellular component (GO): plasma membrane
Molecular function (GO): alpha2-adrenergic receptor activity; epinephrine binding
Source: RefSeq, a predicted model, not a curated record
CAUCCGCAUCAGUUCCUCCACAUCUCCCAGUGAGAGCACAGAGUCUCCAGCGGCCGGACUGACACCACAACCCGGGAUGUAGAGAGGAGCCCCGCACACGGAUAUAUCAGCUUUUCAUUCUGGGUGUCCACAAUCCUGUGUUUUACUUUGAAAGAAAACUUUAAAGUGUCGAAUUUAUUUCCAACAUUAUCUCCACACACCGAGCUGGAUUUUAUAUUUCCCUGCUCUGCUGUCUUCAGUCCUGACCCGGCGCUUCUGAGGAGAUCAGUGCACCCAGGGUGGACUCUCUGCCUCUGUUACCGGACACAAAGUGGAGCUCCACCGGAUAGUUUAGUCCGUAUUCUGCAAAUCCGUGCACGAAAAUAAACUUUUAAAGUUCUUCACGUGGAAUGACGCACUGACGCAGCUCAAGUGAAGCUCCACAUAUUCCUAUCACAUGGCUUCACCUUGACCGACAACCAUCCGGCCCCUCAGUCUCUCCUCUAACUGGAAAAAAAAAUCCAGUUUCUCAAUGGUUCACCACAGAAACACCCUGUCACCGUCUCUCAUUUUGUAAUUUUCCCCCCGUCACCACCAUGGCAGCUGCUCCAGAUGCCCCCUGCCUGUCGGAGCUUGGCGGUCUCCCCAACAGGAACAUCAGCCUCGUCUCCGGGUCCCGCCCCUGCAACCGGAGCACCACCAGGACCUCACCUUACACCCCGCAAGCCACCGCAGCUUUUGCCAUCGCAAUCACCUUCAUGAUGAUCCUCACUAUCGUUGGGAACAUCCUGGUCAUCAUCGCCGUCCUUACAUCCCGAUCCCUGAGGGGGGCUCAGAACCUCUUCCUGGUGUCGCUGGCUGCAGCAGAUAUUUUAGUGGCCACCCUUAUUAUCCCCUUCUCGUUGGCCAACGAGCUGCAGGGCUACUGGGCGUUCAGCUCCAUUUGGUGUGAGAUCUACCUGGCGCUGGAUGUUCUCUUCUGCACCUCCUCCAUUGUGCACCUGUGCGCUAUCGCACUGGAUCGCUACCUGUCAAUCUCUCGGCCCGUGUCCUACGGCGCCAAACGUACUCCAACACGAAUCAAGGCGGCCAUUAUUGUAGUCUGGCUGAUCUCUGCUGUCAUCUCUUUCCCUCCUCUUCUCACGCUGGACAAGAGCGAGGGAGGUGAAGAGGUGUGUGAGCUAAACAAUGAACGCUGGUAUAUUCUCUACUCCACCAUUGGCUCUUUCUUCGCCCCCUGUGUGAUAAUGAUCCUGGUGUAUGUGAGGAUUUAUCAGAUCGCUAAGCAGCAUACACGCUGCCCGCCUGGACAGAAACAUAAAGCAGCAGCAGGAGGAAAUGCCAAUGUCGGAACUAAUGAGCCUCCGCCGAAGUUAUCCGAGCAGUCACAACAGAACGGGGAUCAAGUAGGUACGCCGGCCGGCCAACAAGAAAAAGUCCUGACCAAAAUGUCUGGCUGUGAUUCCACCCCGUCAUCACUUCAAAAACUGCCUGAGAAAACCACAAGCCAGGACACUCAGCACCACCCUGCUAAUUCCAGUGCAGCUCCGAUCCAAAAAUCCACCUCUUCCCCCUCAAUUCCCCAACGUGACAGCCAAAUCCUCUCAGCUGUUCCUAACAAAGAGUCCCAGAUGCAUCCUGACAAAGGGGGGGAAGCGCAACACGACAACUCGUCCAGCUCUGGCUCUGAAAUGGGCGAGGAAGGCGUUCACAGCAAACACGAGAUGAACAAGACUGGCGAGCAAACUUUGGUAUCAUCCCAAAAUAAAGGGUUCAAAGUUCAGAUGCUGAACCUGGCGUCCAGAUACAAAAACACAGUGGCCACAGCAUCUGGCACCAAACUGGUACCUGAGGAGACACCUAAGACUCAGGGGACGCCCACAUCCCGCCGCAAAGCCAUGGUGAACAGGGAGAAGAGGUUCACCUUCGUGUUGGCUGUCGUGAUGGGAGUGUUUGUGAUCUGCUGGUUCCCCUUCUUCUUCUCUUACUCUCUUCAGGCGGUGUGCCCCGAGACUUGCAGCAUCCCAAACCCCUUAUUUAAGUUCUUCUUUUGGAUUGGCUACUGCAACUCCUGCCUCAACCCGGUCAUUUACACCAUCUUCAACAACGAUUUCAGGAAGGCCUUCAAGAGGAUACUGUGCAGGGACACAAAGGGUACGUUCUUCUAGAAAGAAAAGUGUUGUGUUUUGAACUGCUGGCGGACACAAAGACAGUUUAUCUGAACAAUUUAUUUCUUUCUGUUUUUGACCGGGAUUGACCUUCUUCAGAAUCGACAUAAACACUUGUACAUUAGGAGGAAAUUGCGUCCAUUGUCUCUUCGCCUUGUUUGUCUGAAUGCUGUUGGCUGAGUCACAGCAGCACCAACAAAGAGGGAGAUUUCAGAAAGCCACAGUCAAGUGGCCAAAACAAUUAUCUUUAAUGUUAUUUAAGAAUAUGCUGUAAUUGUAUAUUCAAUUACUCUGAAGAAGAAUGAUUUGAUUAUAUUUUGAAACGGAAGUCAAGAGGAUACAGGGUCUGUGUUCAGUAAUUUAAAGUACAAAUGAUGUGUUUUUGUGUGAGUGUGUGUGCAUGGGAGUAGAGGAGGGUUGCCUAAGGGUCUUACUGGAAGAGAACAAAUAUCACUAAGUGUCCUUUAUCGGAGAUAAAAUGGGCACUCAAAGAACACAAGAUCAGGGAAAAUGUGAGCAUCCUUCCUCUCUGUGCCUAUUCCCUUCACUGUUUUCCUUCUGCUUCUUCCUCCAUGUAAAGCUGUAACUUUGUCAUGUACGUUAUGACGGAUGGAGCUGUUAUUCCCAAGUCUCUGUGAAGUGCUGGGUGUUACACCUCUCUCUGGGAAUCUCUCAUUAAGGUGAUAGCCAGAGGCUUUAACAAGGAAAAACUAGAGCAAGAGAAUCAGCAGAGGCUGCAUGAAAGAUGGAAACUCGUUGUGUGAAUGUGAUACGAGCUGAGGUGUUUGCUCCCCCCACCUCCUUUAAUCUUUUCUCCACCUGCGAUUUUUUUCUUCUCCGUCCUUGAAACUAAAAAUAACGCAGGAAGUCAGUGCAUGUGUUUGAGGCAGUGGUGGAAUGUAACGAAGUACAUUUACUCAAGUACUGUACUCAAGAUAAAAUUUGAGGCUACUUAAGUAUUUCUAUUGUAUGCAACUUUAUACUUCUACUCCACUUCAUCUUAAAUAUUAUACUUUUUACUGCACCUGAGGGAUGUCAGUGGUUAAUCGUUAAUCGGUUAACCACCAAGAAUAUUUUUGACCGGUUACACAUGUCAGUCGAUAGGUACAUUUAGCUACUCUUAAGUUUACUACACUGUGCACAACCUGGAUCCAAUAUCAUCAUGCAGAGACGGAGUGCGCAUGUGUGAAUUUCAGAGCCACCAUUUUAGACGUGUGCAUGCAUGCACGAGCUCGAGAGGACGGGGUAUCUAUCAAUCAUUUUUUAAUGUGGCCAAUCAGAGGCUUACAAUCCCCUGUCAGUCAAAAACGUAUUAGUUUUUAAUGCAGCCAAUCACUUCACCGUAGUGGGAGUAGGCAACAUUUCAACUAGCUAGCUAUGCUAAUGCUAGCUAGCGUCUGCGUAUCAACCCCCCGAUCAUAAUGGAAUAUAGUAACUUCAGCUACUGCUCAUUUUAGAAGGACCACUGUGAGAAAAUGUGUUAAAUUAUAGCAUAAUUAAUGCUAGCUAAGUGAGCUGAAAAGUUGUCUAUUUCGACUAUAAAAUGUUAAUCUAAACAAAGACAACGUUUCCUUUGAGUGGUCUUCCUAAAAUAACCAGUGGUGAAAGUCUCUAUUGGUCCAUGAUUAAGGAGCUAAUAUGGAGACAGUGUUAGCUAGUGCUCUAGGUAGUAGAAACGUUUUCUAUUUCUGCUUUAAACAACCAUUUGUGAACGUAAGGUUAAUGUUAUUUUUACAACAACUAUUUAAAAUAUGUAUUUAGCAAUCUCCAUCCGUACAACUGGGAGUCUGGUACUCGCACAUGCACAAGUCUAAAAUGGUGGUGCCUCUCCCGCUCUGCAGGGGGAUGUUUCUGUUAUGAGCUAGCUAGCUUGUGGUGUCGCUUUUCCUGCAGUUUCGGCUGGUAACACCAUCCCAACCCAACAACGUUUCCAUGGAAACACUGUGCCCACCGUCUGGUAUCCCCCCAGCUUGCUCCAGUGUGUAACAUUAUGCGGCUUAAUUUUGAGCCGUAAAACCCCCUUUAGCAUUGUUGAAAAUGUUAUCACUGUUAGCUCUGUUACCAUCGUUAGAAGUGUCAACACGGCUAUGGUGCUAACAUAGUUAAAAAUGCAAAAGGGGUUUGGCAGCUCAAAAUGAAGCGGUGCUACCCUGGGGGUAGACCGGAGGGUGGGCACAGAGUCAGCAACACAUCCCACCAGGAGGGCGUUACCAGGCCUCAGGAACGCUGUCCAGUCUUACAGCCAAUUUUUCCCAGUAGCCAUUGCAGAUUUGCUGUGACAAAAAUCCCUUGUGUACCAAAAAGAAUUUUCCCCAUAGACUACCAUUAUAAAAGAGAUGUCUGUAAAACUGUUGACAGGACACUUCAAGCUGCAAAGAAGCUUAAUUAUGACUCUUUAUAUUUGUAAAAUCAGUGACGUCAUCACAAUGUAAAGUCUAUGAGCCAGGCAGGAACUUGCGGGCAGGGCCAGCAGCAGAAACACUACUGCGCCUAUUCACCCAGGAGCUAGUAACUGUUUUUGGCGUAUACGCCAGGUGAACAAUGCCAAUGGGAUCAAUCGGCAACAUCUUGCCAUCCAGUAUCUUGGUAUUAUUAGAAAUCUAUGGGCAUUAUCAGCGGUAAUCGUUGAAUGAGCGGCACCACUAGCUAGCUAGCGUUAGCACCCACCUGACCUGGGCGGUGCGCAGUGCAGAGUGACCAAAAAAACAGUGGAGACCUGAGGGUAGGCAGUAGGCAUGUUUUCACGUUAAUGCCCCCAUCUAUUAGCAAAGAAAAUAAAAUAAUAUGUAAAGCAUUUACACCACAACACAUUUGAAUUUCACCACCUCUAAAUGGUUAGCACUUUGAAAUGCAGCGCUGAAGCUCACUGAGGCAGUGGAGCACCAGACUAAAGCAAAGGCCUCUUGUAUUUUACAUCUUUUGUUCUUAAAAAUUACCCAGUUAGUUCAUAGGUGUCAGCCAAUCGAAAGCAAAAGUAACCGAAACUGACAAUCCUACACUAAAUUUGUCUGACAGCUUUAGUUACUUUUCAGAUUCCCAACUUUUGAUCCCCUUCCUGUCCAGUGAAAACCAUCAUAUCUCCAGAUGUUUUGAUGCUGAAUGUUUGUGAUAAACUGAAGAAUGAAGAGCUCCUUUAUGUGUUGAGAA